Messenger RNA from Python bivittatus (Burmese python), 511 nucleotides. The record is from RefSeq and is a predicted model, not a curated record. Lineage: Eukaryota; Metazoa; Chordata; Lepidosauria; Squamata; Pythonidae.
GGAUCCAAAGAGGAGGAGGAGGAAACAAGGCGGAGUCAUGGGGAACACCACAAGUGAAAGGAUGUCAGGAGAACGCCACAGUUCCAAGAUUCACCGCUCAGAGGGACCCAUCCACCACACCAAAGAUCAUUCACACAAGAUCAUGGUUGGCAGCACUGAUGACCCCAACAUCUUCAGCACCCAUGAAUCUAAGCUUCCUGGAGAAAAAGAGUUUGUAUCAUGGCACCAUGACUUGGAUGAGUUAGUUAAACCAGCCCAGCAGGCUCGUCCCACAGUCAUCCGCUGGACAGAUGGAGGCAAAGAAGUUUUCAUCUCAGGAUCUUUCAACAAUUGGAGCACUAAGAUUCCUCUCAUUAAAAGCCACAACGACUUUGUUGCUAUUCUGGAUCUUCCUGAAGGUGAACACCAGUACAAAUUCUUUGUGGAUGGCCAGUGGGUUCAUGAUCCCUCUGAGCCAGUGGUGACCAGUCAGAUGGGAACAAUAAACAAUCUGAUUCAUGUCAAAAAGUCG